Messenger RNA from Venustampulla echinocandica, 1305 nucleotides. RefSeq names its product p-loop containing nucleoside triphosphate hydrolase. The transcript has 3 exons. Gene Ontology annotation, molecular function: ATP hydrolysis activity; ATP binding. The record is from RefSeq and is a predicted model, not a curated record. Gene Ontology annotation, biological process: endosomal transport; vacuole organization. NCBI's taxonomy places the organism in Eukaryota, Fungi, Ascomycota, Leotiomycetes, Helotiales, Pleuroascaceae. The coding region runs from base 1 to 1305 and encodes 434 amino acids.
AUGUCGAAUACCGAUUUCCUAGGCCGCGCAAUAGAGGUGGUCAAGAAAGCUAUCGAGGCAGACACGGCAGCUGAAUACGAGAAAGCAUACCAACUAUACUACCAAUCACUAGAGCUAUUCAUGCUAGCACUAAAAUGGGAGAAGAACACCAAGUCUAAGGAGAUGAUAAGGGCUAAGGCGGGGGAGUACAUGGAGCGGGCCGAAAAGCUGAAGACGCAUCUGACAGACACGGAUAAGGGGAAGAAGAAACCGGGCAUGGUGGGAGCGAAUGGGAGUAGUACAGGCGGUGGAGGGAAGGGCGAGAAAGGGGAGGAAACCGAGGAUGCAGAUAGCAAGAAGCUGAGAAACGCUCUUGCUGGCGCCAUUCUACAGGAUAAGCCGAAUAUCAGGUGGGAAGAUGUUGCGGGUCUUGAGGGCGCGAAGGAGGCGCUGAAGGAGGCCGUUGUCCUGCCUAUAAAAUUCCCACAUCUUUUCACAGGCAAGCGACAGCCUUGGAAGGGGAUUUUGCUCUAUGGACCACCGGGGACGGGAAAGAGUUAUCUGGCGAAAGCGGUGGCUACGGAGGCAAAUAGCACGUUCUUCAGCGUGAGCAGUUCGGAUCUGGUCAGCAAAUGGAUGGGAGAGUCUGAAAGAUUAGUAAAACAACUGUUUGCCAUGGCACGCGAAAACAAGCCAUCGAUUAUCUUCAUCGACGAAAUCGACGCCCUCUGUGGUCCUCGAGGCGAAGGAGAAUCUGAAGCUUCUCGACGUAUCAAGACAGAGAUGCUGGUGCAGAUGGAUGGUGUAGGCCGAGACAGCAAAGGUGUUCUAGUCCUCGGCGCUACGAAUAUCCCAUGGCAGUUAGAUGCUGCUAUUCGUCGCCGUUUCCAACGGCGUGUGCACAUUUCGCUACCUGAUACAGCAGCCCGGACAACCAUGUUCGAGAUUGCUGUUGGCACUACGCCGUGCGAUCUUAAAAAGACAGAUUUUAAGAAACUUGGGGAGUUGAGUGAAGGUUACUCGGGGAGUGAUAUUAGUAUUGCCGUCCAAGAUGCACUUAUGCAACCGGUGCGGUUGAUCCAAACCGCUACGCACUACAAGAAGGUCGACGAUAACGGUAUUGAGAAAGUGACGCCUUGUUCGCCGGGGGAUGAGGGUGCCAUGGAGAUGAACUGGACAGAGGUGGAUUCUGACAAGCUCCUCGAACCACCCUUGCAACUGAAGGAUUUCGUCAAAGCCGUCAAGGGCGCCAGACCAACCGUAUCUCAAGAAGAUAUCAAGCGAAGCGAAGAGUGGACGAAGGAGUUUGGUAGUGAAGGCUCAUGA